ACUACCAAGAAGUGCUGAGAUAAUCACAGUAGAUGAAAAUAGGUCCUGUAAAAAGUCAUCAUUGGAAUUAUGAGAUAGUAAUCCGGAUCAAUACGAGCAUUUGAAAUUAAUUCUGCAUUUUCUUAGACUUAUAAUUGUUAUUCUAAUAGCCUUCUGUCUCAUUUUAGGAGUCUAUGAACUCCGAAUUUAUGAUGGCGCCAGUCGAGGUACAAAACUUACAAUGGGUGUUGAGCUACAGAGACGUUUUGAGACGAUGAAAAACUGCUUCGGACAACUGGAGACCGAUAUCGAAUGGAUCGAAUAUCAAUCGGCUCGAAACGGUUUCUAUACGACCGCUGACCUGCCGGCUGUAAAACCGUUAAAGGAUCUGACCGGAACCCUCCAUCUGCUGUGCACGGGUAAUCGAAUGCAUUCACUUGACUUUCGCAUCCACAUCACUCAUCGGAAUCAUCAUUCCCCGACGUUCACCAAGUCCGAGUACCGAUUCUACGUGCCGAUGACGCUCUCUGUUGGAGCUAAAAUUGGGAACAUGGAGGUCCACGACAACGAUCCCGUCAUCUACAACUCGGAGCGUAGCUUGAGCUUCACUCAGGAGCAACCGCUACUUGCAGUACUUGCCGACGGCGCGCUAAUACUCAAAGAAGAGCUUUCAACACAAGCUCCCUUCAAACCGAUUCGAAUGGGGGUGUUUGCAAUCGAUUACGGUAGCCCGCAACUGUUCAGCCUUGCCAAUCUCACGAUCGUUCCGGUGACUGUGUCACAGGUGCAAGGACUUAGAGUGAAUGUUGCGACGGAAGACUAUCAGGUUUUCGAAUGGGGAGCUCCUUACUACGGUCAGCCGUUGAAAUAUCGCCUAACAAUAGCGAGGGGUGAAGCUAUGCACUAUGAGAAAGAGUUGGACGGCAGAACUAACAUCGCCUUAACGAAGGUCGCAAUUUCUCCUUCUGGUAAUUUCACGUUCAAAGUUGCUGCUGUGGACGCAAACGGUGAAACUCCCAGCGAAUGGCAGCGUCUCACAUGUGAUGGAGAAUGCGGUUCUGGUGGCAUUCCACUUUGCUUCUACGGUGCGUUCAACCGUCUCGAGCAAUUUGUGGACUUCCGUGGUGCACACUGCCAAUGCUUCCACGGUUUCGUUGGUGUUGGAUGUGAAAAGACGGACCACUGCCCAACUGAAAAGACCAUUGACACCUAUGGUGGAUUGGACUGGCGAGAAGUAUCCGCUAACGCCACCGUACAAGUGCCAUGUGAGGCUAAUAUAUGGAUUGCUUAA
Messenger RNA from Angiostrongylus costaricensis, 1270 nucleotides. The record is from the annotation of a GenBank genome assembly. NCBI's taxonomy places the organism in Eukaryota, Metazoa, Nematoda, Chromadorea, Rhabditida, Metastrongylidae.